AUGGAGGUACCGCUUGUUAAUUUUGAAAACAUGGAUGAUGUUGGCAUCAACCUGGGAGACCCAAGCGACUCUGGGUACCCGACCUCACCCACUUCAGAGGCUCCAGAUCAGAAUCUCUUAACCCACCGCCUGACUUCUCCUCACCAGUCGCCACACAGAGGACGACGUGGGCAUCAGUCUGGUCAAGACGGGUUGUCACCUUCCACUCCUCCGACUCUGACCACUAAAGCGAACUCCAGCAGUGGCAGUUUGAUCUCGAAUCUAAAGCUCCUGAUCAACAGUGAGUCUCCCACUGACAGCGUCUUCAGCAAGAUGCCGAAGGAAUAUUAUGAAAAUGAAGAUUUGUUUGAAAGGCACUGCCUGGAAGAGAAAGAUGAGAAAGUCGUCAUCAAUAUUUCGGGCCUGAUGUUUGAGACCCAGCUCAGCACCCUGAACAGGUUUCCAGAGACCCUGCUCGGCGACCCCAUGAAGAGGAUAAGCUACUUUGACCCAAUGAGAAACGAGUACUUUUUUGACAGAAACCGCCCAUCUUUUGAUGGGAUUCUCUACUACUACCAGUCAGGGGGUAGAAUCCGCAGACCAGCCAAUGUUCCCUUAGAUGUUUUUGCUAAUGAAAUAGUUUUCUACGAGUUGGGUCAUGAAGCGAUGGAGCAGUUCCGUGAAGAUGAAGGGUUUAUCAAAGAGCCCGAAGUCCUUUUGCCCACCAAUGAACUCCAGCGACAGUUCUGGCUCCUGUUUGAAUACCCAGAGAGCUCCAGCGCAGCCAGAUCUGUAGCUCUGGUUUCUGUGUUUGUUAUUGUCAUAUCCAUCUUCAUCUUCUGCCUGGAGACUCUGCCUGAGUUCAGGGAUGACACUGACUUUCUUCCGGGUUUGACCCAAAUUAUUAACGGCACCCAAGACAGUUCUGCCCCUCACCCUGCCACUAAAGACAUAAUGGCGUAUGUCACAGACCCCUUUUUCAUUGUGGAGACUAUUUGCAUCAUUUGGUUCUGCUUUGAAGUUGGUGUUCGCUUUGUGGUGUGCCCCAGCAAAAGUGAUUUUUUCAAUAACAUCAUGAAUAUCAUUGAUAUAGUCUCUAUAAUUCCCUACUUUGUAACCCUGGGAACAGAGCUGGCUACGACACCUGAUGACGACAUGAACUCCAGUCAGAACAUGUCCUUGGCAAUCCUAAGAAUCAUCCGUCUCGUGAGAGUCUUCAGAAUUUUUAAACUCUCCCGACACUCGAAGGGGCUUCAGAUUCUGGGGCAGACCUUGAAAGCCAGCAUGCGGGAACUGGGGCUGCUCAUCUUCUUCCUUUUUAUAGGAGUCAUCCUAUUCUCAAGUGCCAUCUACUUUGCAGAAGUGGAUGAGCCCCAGACGCAGUUUGUUAGCAUCCCCGAUGGCUUCUGGUGGGCUGUGGUGACGAUGACCACUGUGGGUUACGGAGACAUGUGCCCCAUCACUAUGGGAGGCAAAAUGGUCGGCACUCUCUGUGCCAUUGCUGGUGUCCUGACCAUUGCCUUGCCCGUCCCUGUCAUCGUCUCCAACUUUAACUAUUUUUACCACCGUGAGACUGAGCAGGAGGAGAAACAGGUGAUGGAUGCAGCAGCAGAGGCUGCCCAGAAAAUGUCAGCAGCUAACAAGUAUGGAAGCACACUUUCACUGAGCAAAAGUAAUGGCACCUGGCAGAAUGAGAAAAACGGCAUGCACUGA
Stegastes partitus (bicolor damselfish) is the source of this 1692-nucleotide messenger RNA. RefSeq names its product potassium voltage-gated channel subfamily A member 10. Gene Ontology annotation, biological process: potassium ion transmembrane transport; protein homooligomerization; action potential. The coding region runs from base 1 to 1692 and encodes 563 amino acids. The transcript has a single exon. The record is from RefSeq and is a predicted model, not a curated record. Gene Ontology annotation, molecular function: protein binding; delayed rectifier potassium channel activity. Gene Ontology annotation, cellular component: membrane; voltage-gated potassium channel complex. Lineage: Eukaryota; Metazoa; Chordata; Actinopteri; Pomacentridae.